This is a messenger RNA of Astrephomene gubernaculifera, 2550 nucleotides long. Lineage: Eukaryota; Viridiplantae; Chlorophyta; Chlorophyceae; Chlamydomonadales; Astrephomenaceae. The record is from the annotation of a GenBank genome assembly.
UUGGCAGAGUAGUAUUUAGUUAGCACUGGAAGUAGGCAUGUACAUAACAAUAUUGUAAUUGGACGGAGAGAGGUGCCUUGUAAGGGAAUGAGCCCAACCAUGAAGGAGGGAAACUCUGUUUGGGCUACAAAGCAGUUUCGCUUGGCAGGACCUCUCCUGUAUACCGCUCUCAAAGAGGAUACUUAUAUGGGCUCAACGCAGGAACCACCGCAAUCAGGAGCAGAGCCCAGAACAUCGCCGCGCUCAAGUCCUGGAGCCCUCGCACAGGCAGCACCCCCUGCCUCCAGCAGCGGCAGUUUGGACCUGGCGCUGUCUCGGUUUAAGACUGGGGCUUCAAGCUUCAACUCUCUUAUCAGCGACCUCGUAGCAGCGACGGAAGCUGAGCGAAAGGCGUUGGAGGAAGCCCGUCGACAGCUGGAGGAGGAACGGCUAGCAUGGGAGCAGGAGCGCGAACGCGUACAAACUAUGCUUAAUGACGUCGAACAGGUGACCCUCAACGUGGGCGGACUCAAGUUCACCACCUCCGUCAACACGCUGCGCAACGCGCCCAACCCCUCACUCUUCAACGCCAUGUUCAGCGGCCGCCACAAGCUGACCAAGGACGAGGAGGGCUGCUACUUCAUCGACCGCGACGGCCGCCACUUCCACGACAUCCUCAACUACCUCCGUGACGGCCACUUCAACUACCCCUGCACCUCCCUGUCGUUCUCAGACGGCGCCUCCAGCUCGGGAUCUUUCCCCGCCGCCUCCGCGCCCUUCGCCGCGCCCUCCCCCGCCGACGUCAAGUACCUGCUUGAGCUGCGAGCGGAGGCCAACUACUACGGCCUCACGGGCCUCAUGGCCGCAAUCGACCGCUUCCCGCAUAACAUCACGCGGGUGGCGCGAGCGUCGGUGCUUAAUGUGGAGGAUUCCUGGAUGUACGAGGACGGCCAGGACGAGAUCGUGUUCAGUGUGGACAAGCCGGUGCAGCUGCUGGGGGUGGGGCUGUGCGGCACGGAGGGCGGCCUCACGGUGGAGCUGGAGCUGUACGAGGUGGACCCGCAGGACUUCAGGCGAUUGCCCCCGCCCCCCUGCAGUCGCGAGCUGGCCACCUGCUGCUCCGCCGCACAGUCCUUCACCAAGACCGACGGCUCGGUGCUGCGGCUGAUGCUGCCCGAUCCCGCUCCGCUGCAGCCCGGCAAGCACUACAUGCUGUCGGCGCUGAUCAAGGGCUCGGAGAGCUACUGCUGCGAGGACUGCCUGGAAACGGUGAUUGCGGGCGGCGUGUCGGUGCGGUUCCACCCCUGGGAGUCGCCCAACGGCACGUCGGAGCACCGGGGGCAGUUCCCGGAGCUCUACAUACGGGUGCUGUAAGGGUGGGGAUGGCGGAGGAGGGGGUUUGGAGGAGGAGGAGGAAGAGGCUGGUGGAGGGUCGGGGAGGAGGGUGAAGGCUAGCGGGUAAUACUGCUAAGGCCGCUUUGGGGAAGGCGCUGUAACAGGAGGAAUGCAUUUCAAAUGGAAAACGCUGAGUCGCGGUACGGAUGUGCCGGGCGGAGAGGGUUCUAGUGUUUUGUAGCCUGUUGCAAGGCGCAGCAGAGAUGUAGAGAGCGGUUAGUGCGGACUGAACGGGGCUGGUGCGGACGCUUGGCAGCGCGGAGAGGGAAUUGUUCCUGGGGUCUUUCGGCUUUUUUCUGCAUAUGGGUCAUGGCCGAGUGUUCCCAGCCGUAUGCUCAUAUACCAGUAAGGCAGGAGGUGCGCGCAUUGCGUGCCGGACGGCGCAGCGGGGCCCUCACAUGGCCCUGUAAGCGUUACGUUUGUAUGCUACAUGGCCGUAGUGGCAAGGCUCUCAACAUGUCGUUUGCGUCCUGGGGGCGUGGUUGUUUGCUAGUCCUGGCGGGUUUACGUUCACAUGUAGAGUAUUUGUUCUUGCACUCAUUUCACACGCCCACCAAUGCGGCGUUAGGCAGGUGUGGGUUCCCGACGGCAGCAUCUGCCCGGGGGGUUUUGAAGUAGUGGCCGAUCCCCCCGAUAGGCUGAUAGGUGGUGUAGCGCGAUGCAUACGAUAGGCGACCCUUCGGCCGUCCGGUACAUGGCAGGCCAGGCGCAUACGCACAGCGCUGCCGGCGCUGUUUGUUUGGUUUGGGGCAGCCUCACCAAUGGAGGCAAGCAUGGAGCGCAUGGGGCCCUGUUAGCGACAAGGGGGCUGACAGGGCCCCAUGCUGGAGGGGCCGUUUGAAGGAAGCCGAGACGCGUUGGUGCCAUGUGUUUGCAUGGGAGAGCGCGUCUGAUGACUCUGAACAGUAUAUACUAGCCGGCAAACAUGCUGACAUGCGUGAGGGAAGGAGAGCAACGGGCUUCCCUGGCUAACCGGAAACAAGCUGAGGCGGUGGGUGCGGAGUUGGAUAGCUAGGAUGCUGCGCAGGAGGUUCCCGGCGGCAAUUUAAUGGGUUUCAUCUGCCCUGCAAAGUUAAGGACCUAGAAACGAACACAAUAUCAUGCCCUGACGCCUUUCGGCCUUUCUCAUUGUGUACACUGGAACCCCACUUGGCACGGGAAAAUCCCCAGUCGCCG